AUGUCGGACGGAGAAAGUGGACCGUCGGAGGCUGUUUUCACUCAGCUGCAGCAGGGGCACGUUUUUAUCGACACAGGCUCCUCCGGGCCGGAUGAUAUCUUCGAGGAGGACUCGUACUCUCCGUCCUCGCUGUCCUCCUCCUCUCUGUCCUCCGCCUCGGCCUCCCUGCAGGGGAAGGCUCUGUGCUCCUCCUGCGGCCUGGAGAUCGUGGACAGAUACCUGCUGAAGGUGAACAACUUGUGCUGGCACGUGCGCUGCCUCUCGUGCAGUGUUUGUAAAACCUCACUGGGGCGACAUGUGAGCUGUUACAUCAAAGAUAAACAGGUUUUCUGCAAACUCGACUACUUCAGGAGGUAUGGGACCCGCUGUGCUCGCUGUGGCCGUAACAUCCACUCCAGCGACUGGGUGCGUCGGGCCAGAGGAAGCACCUUCCACCUGGCCUGUUUCUCCUGCACCUCUUGUAAGCGGCAGCUCUCCACCGGGGAGGAAUGUGGACUUCUGGAGAACAGAGUGUUCUGCCGACCGCACUACGAGAUCAUGAUGGACAAUCUCAGACGUGCCAAGGAGAACGAGCAACCAAAAGUAGAGGAAGAGGUGACCGACAAAGACGACUCCAGCUCCAUCUCCAGACCCGCUAAGAGGGCCAGGACCAGCUUCACCGUGGACCAGUUACAGGUGAUGCAAACCCAGUUUGCCAAAGAUAACAACCCAGAUGCUCAGACUCUGCAGAAGCUGGCAGAGAGGACUGGUCUCAGCCGCAGGGUUAUUCAGGUCUGGUUCCAGAACUGUCGAGCUCGUCAAAAGAAACACAUCAGCCCGACUGCUGCCUCUUCAGCCAUGAUGUCUCUCGCUCCUGGUCAGCUGACACCACCGUUGAUGGAAGAUCUUCAAUAUACAACCUAUAUCUCUCCAGACGCACCUCUCCUCACGACACUGACCUAUAUGGACGUCCAAACUCCAGAUCCACUUUUGCUUCAGCCACUUCUAUCCCAUUCAUUGCCGCAGCUACCAGUCAGCCACGCCUGAACUUCAGCUAGCCUCCUGAGAAGAACUGAGGCUGAUUGUUUGAUGGGAGGAUGAAGAGCACAUCAUUACUCUUUAAUUUAAAAAAAGAAAAAAAAUCCUGCGAGGAUUGGGUCAGCUGAAAUCUAGGAACUGUCCAGAGAAAGAAUAGCACUGAAUUUUCACUGCUGCCUCGUGUGAGCAGACACUUGGAAGAAUCAACUUGUUGGCACUGAAUUAAUUUCAUUCUAUCAGACAGAGAGUUGUGGAUGAGAAUAAGUUGAAAAUGUCAAGUAAAAUAUUGAUAUUUGUAAGAUGAAAGUUUUGUUGAUAUGUGUUAAGAUUUUUUUGUAUUUAAUUUAUUUGGAGGAUUCGAUGAGAAUAAGGCACUUUGCUGGAAAACGAUGUAAAAUCGAUUUGGUUUUGAGUCAAAUGUUAUGCUUUGAGACUGUAACUGAGGAAAUGUCAGUUUUGGCAUCUAUAAGAGUGAAAAUCGGAUGUUUUUUGUUUCUGACUAAAUACUACUAGAAAAUUUGGGAUUGGAUUGUACUGCAAAUUAAAACCACAGAUUGGUACAUUCAUGGAGAAAGUCUACUGUUCCUUUCAGUAUUAUUGGUGUGAAAAACAUGUGCAAUGUAUUUACAGUGUAUUAAACAACAACUUUAAUACCGGGCAAAUGACAUUACCCAAGCUAUUUUUCAGUUCAGCAUGUGUUGAGCACAGAUGGAAAACAAAACAAGUUAUAAAUGUUUCCUUAGAUUUUGAAAGUUAUUUCAUGUCAUGUCAUACCUACACACAGGAAACAGAUGAAGUUUAAUAUUUGGUGUUGGGGAUUCAAGUUCAUGCACCCUAAGUUUGGUUUUUUUGCUUGGCAGAAUUUAUUUGUUCCUUUGAAUUGGUUACUGUGAAAAGGAUAUCAAUAGUUGUAUGACAGUACUUAUACUGAUGUUUGUUCAUCUAAAUGUAAAAUUUGGGGGUAGUUGGACCAGUUCUUUCAAUUCUCUAAAUAUUUCA
Acanthochromis polyacanthus (spiny chromis) is the source of this 2016-nucleotide messenger RNA. Its product is annotated as LIM/homeobox protein Lhx8-like. Gene Ontology annotation, biological process: regulation of transcription by RNA polymerase II; neuron differentiation; forebrain neuron development. Lineage: Eukaryota; Metazoa; Chordata; Actinopteri; Pomacentridae. Gene Ontology annotation, cellular component: nucleus. Gene Ontology annotation, molecular function: RNA polymerase II transcription regulatory region sequence-specific DNA binding; DNA-binding transcription factor activity, RNA polymerase II-specific. Bases 1 to 1026 code for a protein of 341 amino acids. The transcript has 8 exons. The record is from RefSeq and is a predicted model, not a curated record.